Molecule: messenger RNA, 918 nt
Organism: Ostreococcus lucimarinus CCE9901
Lineage: Eukaryota; Viridiplantae; Chlorophyta; Mamiellophyceae; Mamiellales; Bathycoccaceae
Exons: 2
Coding region: 1-918 (305 amino acids)
Biological process (GO): fructose 1,6-bisphosphate metabolic process; fructose metabolic process; fructose 6-phosphate metabolic process
Cellular component (GO): cytoplasm; cytosol
Molecular function (GO): fructose 1,6-bisphosphate 1-phosphatase activity
Source: RefSeq, a predicted model, not a curated record
AUGGUGGUCCUGAUAUCGAGACGUGGCGCGAAAUCCUUGAUCCGUGGAUUGGAACGACGUGGUGGAAGUAACGCUUCCGGCGAUUCGCAGCAAAAGCUCGACGUCGUGGCGAAUGACAUCUUUAAAAGGCACCUUACGGAGUGUGGAGGUGUCAAGUACUACGCUAGCGAGGAAGAUGACACGCCUGUUGUGUUGAAUGUCGACGGUGGUUACGUCGUGUGCAUUGAUCCGCUCGAUGGCUCGCGAAACAUUGCCUGCAAUGUUCCAGUGGGGUCAAUCUUCGGCGUAUAUCGCGCUAUCGAGGGAGCUUCUGCCGAAGAGAACGCCGUGCAACCAGGGCGCGAGCAAGUCGCCGCUGGAUACGCGCACUAUAGCGGCGCGACAACGUUAGUUCUUGCGUGCGGCGAUGAAGGUCCAGCGGUCGAGUACACGUUGUUUGACGGCGAAUUCGCCGUGGCAAACAAACGUAUGUCGUGCCCUCCCAGAGGUCAAGUGUACUCGCUCAACGACGCCAGAUUUGAUGACUGGCCCGAAGGCUUGAAGUCGUACAUUAAUGAUAUUCGUAACGGUCGAGGCGAGAGCGGCUCUCAGUACAGCGCGCGAUACAUCUGUUCGCUCGUCGGGGAUGCGCACCGAACGCUGAUUUACGGCGGAUGGUGUGGCAACCCGCGACCGCACCUUCGCGUUGUCUUCGAAGCGGCUCCACUCGCCUUCGUCGCUCGCGCCGCCGGUGCGGCAUCUUCUGAUGGCAUUCGUUGCUCGGACGAAGCGACAAACGGCGUCGAAACCAUACUCGACAAGAAACCGACGACGCUUCACGAGCGCUCGCCGCUCUUCCUCGGCUCGUGCGAGGACAUCGCCGAGCUCGUUCUGCGCGGCGACGUUCGCCAGGACGGCUCGAAGACUUACUCCGUCUAA